Mycena indigotica is the source of this 3834-nucleotide messenger RNA. RefSeq names its product WD-REPEATS-REGION domain-containing protein. Bases 1 to 3834 code for a protein of 1277 amino acids. Gene Ontology annotation, molecular function: protein binding. The transcript is spliced from 16 exons. The record is from RefSeq and is a predicted model, not a curated record. NCBI's taxonomy places the organism in Eukaryota, Fungi, Basidiomycota, Agaricomycetes, Agaricales, Mycenaceae.
AUGAAUACUAUCAGCUUCCAACAACCAGCACGUCGGCCUUCGUGGAUUUCUCCAAUAACGACUCCAGAUGGCGGGAGAAGACCUAGCUGGACACCAAACCCCCCGUCAGAACUAUUCCAACGUGUUGAAGAAAGUGAUUCCAUGUCCGAAUCUGAAGGAACGACUGACUCGGAGCCUCCUUCCGCACCGAGCUCAGACUCGUCCAAUAUAUUCAAGAAAUGCAUGCAAAUUGACAUGAAAAUGCUGGUAGGAGACGCGGUGGGAAAUAUGAGUAUAUCACCUACCAAACGAGACAUAGUUCUCGCUGCUCGAAGGGGUUUGUUCAUCAUCGACCUCUCCUCUCCCUUGAGUGUUCCCCGAUUCUUGCCUCAAGGUGGAACAUGGGAUGUUGCAGACGUUCAAUGGAAUCCGCAUGUCAGUCGAGCAGAGUAUAUUGUCAGCACCAGUUCAGAGAAGCUCCUUAUUUGGAACCUGCUCGUCAACUCUGGACCAACUUCCAACAUCGAACACAUACUCCGGGGUCACUAUCGAGCUAUAACCGAUAUCAAUUGGCAUCCUCAAACCUCAGAGCGCGAUUUGGUGGUCAGUACUGGGGUUGACUCCUGGCUGUGGGCCUGGGAUCUCCGUGCCGCGAGACACGGACGAGCUGUGUUUGGGUUUAGCGCAUUUAACGCGGGAGGGACUCAAGUCAAAUGGAAUCGUCAAGACCCACAUAUGCUUGCCUCUAGUCACGGAGGUGAAGUGCUCAUAUGGGACCGCAGGAAAGGCUCUCUUCCAGUGACUCGCUUGCAUGCACAUCGGUCAAAAAUCUAUGGUAUCGAUUGGAGUAGGACCAGUCGCGAUGAACUCGUCACUUGUGCCCUGGAUGGUACCAUCAAGUUGUGGGAUCUUGCAGCAUGCCAGGACUCUAACACUAGUUGUUCUUGUGAUCCAGACUGUGAUUCUGGCUCCACCCCAAAACCAGUGCAGACUAUUCGCACUGCUCAUCCAGUUUGGCGAGCCCGUCACUUGCCUUUUGGACGAGGUGUUUUGAGUCUGCCGCAACGCGGAGGCACAACUCUCGGAAUGUAUGCCCUGGGAGCAGAUCACCUCUCUAGUGGACCACAACCAGUGCUCUCACACAGUCGUGCUGGCAGCUGGAUUGGCGAUCAGCCCGUUGAAGUAUUUGAAGGACAUACAGAUGUUGUCAAAGAUCAAGACGGAACGACGUUUCAGCUCAUCACCUGGUCUAAAGACCGAACACUAAAGUUUUGGCCUGUAGAUGAAGAGAUGAUGCAGAAAGUCGGCCACAUACGCUCAGAUACCGAGGAGCCCUCAAUCGUUGCUGAGCAGGACCAUAAAGCGUCUUUCUCCUUUAGGAACCCACCAAUUCCAGAGGCUAGUGAAGACUCCGUAUCGAGUGUCAGUGGGGGCGCUGUUGCAUCUAUGGCUUUACUUUCUGCGCCGAUCGGUGCUCGGAUGAUCCUUGCUGGGGUUCGCGCUGGCGCCGCAGUGGUACAACUCCCCGAUUCUGUCGAUGCCAGGCGACACCCGCGCCCACCACCAGAACUUGUCCCAAAACAGGAAUCGUCGAUCCCGUUGCUUGGAUAUCUGGCGUUAAAGAAGUGGUGGGAAGUGUUACCGGUGAACGAAGUAGCUCUAGGGGGCGCCGCCGGCGGCAGCAGUGGAGGUUUAAGUGAGAUCGAACGCGGAGACAGUUUGGCUGUUGGAAGGAAACGAAGUGACAGUCGAGGUGCCCGAGGAGACGAAGGACAAAGCCUCCAGGACGAGUUAACAUCGGUGAUCAACAAACUAGUUUCUGCCAAAAUCAAGUUGGAGAAGCACGAUCUAACAAAAAAGCGGACGUGCACUCUUGGGCUACACGGUCCUUGGGGCGAGUCAUCCUCGGUUUUUAUCAGGGUCACGUUCACGUUUCCAAGAGACUAUCCUCAUGGGCUUCACCCUCGAGGAACUCCAACUGUGGAGCUUGAACGAAACCCACUCAUUUCUCUCAAAAACCGUGCAUUCAUUCUGCGCCGCCUACGUAACAUCCGUGAACAACAGAGGCCUUGUCUCGAGUCGUGUCUUCGUUUUCUCAGUGAGGGCGAGAUGGGUGCAUUGUACACCAUGGAAUCUUCAUCGGACGAAGAGGGCAAACAGACGAGCAAGUCACGAAACGUCACCGUCUCUCUGAUGCGGAGUCACAAGAACCUGACUGAACCACGGACUUCGCAAGGAACCUUCGGACCAAAUGGCGAGCUUGUCUGUUUCUUUAGGACGCCUCCAAGGAUUGUGCAACACAUUUUACGUGAUCCGUUAAUCACUGUCUCUUCUUCGCCAGCGCCAACGACUUCAGACUUGUUGCCAGGUCACGAUAGCUUAGAAGCUAGCUCAGACCAAGCUCAGACGCGACAAUCCCGCUCACCGGCCCUUAUUGCCGAUGCCGUGCGACGGUUGACAUUGGCGGCCACUGACCGUAUCGCAAAGCCACUCGACCCUCGACAACCUCCACAAGGAGAUCAUAUUCUUAGAAUCAUGACAAACCUGCUCACAUUUUCUCAUGAUCCCCCCCGCCAUCGCGAGUCGGAAACUUCGCGACAGAGGGGUGAAGAUGCAUUCCUCAAUGGGCGCCUACCAAACCCGCCACCCCUGCGACGAAGUACUGUUUUCAUCACGGGUACCUCUCAUAUCUCUGGUGCUGAUCGCAAGGUCGCUUCCGAGUACAUUUUCCAAGACAAGACACUCGCAAUCCUUUGUCAGCGCAAUGCAGAGGUUGCCAGAGUUCAUGGCCGAAGUGACCAUGAACGAAUAUUCAAAAUCCUCCAAGCCUUGUUCCCUGCAUUUGGAGUGUAUCCGGGUGUGACUGGAGCCAACGACCUCGUCAUCAAAAUGAUUCACCGACUGCACGAGGAGCUAUGUGAUUUGAAAGAUCUGCAAAUGCUCGCUAUGCUUUCAGUUGUUGUCCUUCAAGGCUGCAAGCAAGUUGUCCCACCUAUUCAAUCUCCACCACUCCAUGGUACACCAACGCCAAGGAAUGGUCCUGUUGAUUAUUUCAAUCUUACACGUUCAACAUCUGUGGGCGGUCCACCGAGCCCCAGUUCUCCUUCCUGGUCUCGACCUCCUCAGCCAGCGUUAUCUACCUCAGGCUCUUCCCGUGGAUCUUGGUCUAGUCUUUUCAAUGCUGGGACUAUGCGUCAGUUCGUGUCCGGGGUACAAGAUUCUUUCAUGACCCCCUCCGAAUUGCCUUCUUCCAAGGACUCAUCAAGAAGGCAUCACUGGCGCGACGCCCAUAGCGGCCUUGUGUCACCGUCUACCGUCUCUCGAUCGUGGAACGAGACAACAUCCCCAGGAAUAAAACAGAUGGCCGUCUCAUUUUCAUCAGCAGGGCACAAAAGGGUGCCGUUCGUAUCCCCCUCCUCCCCAUGCUAUUCACGAGUCUCGGGUGGUGGUUUACGAUGUUCCUAUGCGAGACGACGACAAGUAUUGUUUUCAUCAACUCUGGCCUUCCCGGACCAAAAGCUGACAGAAUUUGUGAACCACAUCCAUCUAUACGCCGACGUUCUUUUCUGCUGGAAGCUGCAUUCUAAACGCCUAGAGUUGCUCAAGUCGAUUGAGUUGACUGUUCCAGCGGUGGACAGCCAACACGACAUAGGUAUGUCUCGAAUUCGCUGCAUGAUAGCUAUUCAACCAGCGCUUGAAGGAAUUAUACGCUGUUGUUCAGUAUGCAAUGAGGCGCUGGCGGCUGACAAGAAUAUAUGCCCCAGUUGUUUCAGAACCUCCAGCAUGCCACACUGCACCAUUUGUCGACUUCCAGUCAAAGGUACGCUUCCAUCCAGUCAUCUGUUCUUUAAGUAA